Molecule: messenger RNA, 2239 nt
Organism: Nerophis lumbriciformis (worm pipefish)
Lineage: Eukaryota; Metazoa; Chordata; Actinopteri; Syngnathiformes; Syngnathidae
Gene: kcnj12a
Product: potassium inwardly rectifying channel subfamily J member 12a
Biological process (GO): regulation of monoatomic ion transmembrane transport; potassium ion import across plasma membrane
Cellular component (GO): plasma membrane
Molecular function (GO): inward rectifier potassium channel activity
Source: RefSeq, a predicted model, not a curated record
GAGAGGUGUUCACUUAAUAAGCACUGAGGGACAAUCUUAUGAGAACUGAGAGGGAUUAACUUCACAUCGGAGAAGAUGACUCUAAGGAUUUGAUUGAGAAGAUACACAAAAAAGGGAUAUACAGAAGUAGGCGACUUUGGAGAGUUUUUUUGCUGCACAUUUUCUUCUUCGGACCGAGUAGAAGCUCUGCCAGCAAGGAUGAAGAAAUGUAAAGGGUGUCUUAUGAUACCCAGGAAGAUGUGUCACCCUACUUGGGAAUUAGACUAAAACACAAGACAGAGGAGCUGCUGCGAAAAGAGCCUGAGAAUGCCUCAGUUUGGUUGACAUGGACGCCAGGCAAGAAGAUCGCACCUUUUAGUCCUGCGUGCAGCCUGGGAGAGGACAGGUGGAACUAAAAAGGGAUUGGAUUGAAACACAAGACUCCCUCCGCACUCCCACUCCACACUGGGACUGCAGGCCAGCCCGUCUGCUUAUGAUCCUUCUGCCGGGAGCAUGAGCGUUGGAAGGAUCAACCGCUACAGCAUCGUGUCGUCCGAGGAAGAGGGCCUCCGCCUCACUACCAUGCAUGGCAUGAACGGUUUUGGCAAUGGCAAGAUCCACACACGCCGCAAGUGUCGCAACCGCUUCGUCAAAAAGAACGGGCAGUGCAAUGUGCAGUUUUCCAACAUGGACGACAAGUCGCAGCGCUACAUGGCUGACAUCUUUACCACAUGUGUCGAUAUUCGUUGGCGAUGGAUGCUGGUGGUUUUCACUCUCGUGUUUGUGAUGUCCUGGCUUGCCUUUGGUUUGGCCUUUUGGGUCAUUGCUUUGUUGCACGGGGAUCUGGAUAACCCAGCUGGGGACGACAACUUCACUCCAUGUGUCCUUCAAGUGAACGGAUUUGUGGCUGCCUUUUUAUUCUCCAUUGAAACACAGUCCACAAUAGGCUAUGGCUACCGUUGUGUCACUGAGGAGUGCCCAGUGGCGGUCUUCAUGGUGGUGCUCCAGUCUAUAGUAGGCUGCAUUAUUGACUGCUUCAUGAUUGGUGCCAUCAUGGCCAAGAUGGCAAGGCCUAAGAAGCGAGCACAAACACUCUUGUUCAGCCACAAUGCUGUCAUUGCAAUGCGGGACGGUAAACUGUGUCUCAUGUGGAGGGUGGGAAACCUUCGCAAGAGCCACAUUGUGGAGGCGCACGUCAGGGCACAGCUCAUCAAGCCUCGGAUCACAGAUGAAGGGGAAUAUAUACCUCUGGACCAAAUAGACAUCAAUGUGGGCUUUGACAAAGGCCUGGACAGGAUUUUCUUGGUUUCACCUAUCUCUAUUCUCCAUGAGAUUGAUGAGGAGAGUCCCCUUUUCGGGAUCAACAAACAGGACCUUGAGACAUCAGACUUUGAGAUUGUUGUGAUCUUGGAGGGGAUGGUGGAAGCAACAGCCAUGACCACUCAGGCACGCAGUUCCUACUUAGCCUCCGAGAUCCUUUGGGGCCACAGGUUUGAGCCUGUCUUGUUUGAGGAGAAGAACCUUUACAAAGUGGAUUACUCACACUUUCAUAAAACUUACGAGGUCCCAUCCACCCCGAGAUGCAGUGCCAAGGACAUGGUGGAAAACAAAUUCCUCGUACCCAGUUCGAACACAUUCUGCUACGAAAAUGAGCUAGCGUUCCUCAACCGUGAAGAUGAGGAGGAGGAUGUUGGUGGUGGAAGUAGGGCACUGGCAAACCUCAGUCCGGACCGGAACAGCCGGCAUGAGUUUGAACGUUUACAAGCCACCAGGACACUGGACCAAAGGUCUUAUCGAAGAGAGUCUGAAAUAUGACCCCUUAAAAACUGUUCAAUGCAGAACAAUGCAAAGUGCCAUAGGAAAAGCAGACCAAUAUGACCGGAUAUGAAAAUAGAGGACAUAAAUGUAAGGAAUGUGGAAAACCAAGAGUAUGCAGUUUAAGAAAUUGUGUCUACAAUCAAGAAAACGUCUAGGGAAAGACCUUCCUUCAUGGAAACUUGAAUCUUUUUUCACACGCUCACUUUAAAUUAAGAGUGUUAUAAUAGCACACUGAGCUAUGACAAAUUGUGUACAUACAUUUCUUAGUUAUGGUAUAUUUUGAGUGUAAUCUCAGUUGCUAAAAGCACCUCUGAAAAGUAUAAUGUGCUUUUUCUUGAGAACAACAUUCCUAUUGUGCAAUUUACUGGACACAAGUUCAGUGACACAUUGAAAAUUCAGGUGUAAUGAGCCAUACUUUAACACCUGAUCACGGGCCGCCGAC